Messenger RNA from Penaeus chinensis, 4922 nucleotides. It is a transcript of the gene oys, whose product is annotated as lysophospholipid acyltransferase 6-like. Gene Ontology annotation, cellular component: membrane. The transcript has 11 exons. The coding region runs from base 225 to 1661 and encodes 478 amino acids. The record is from RefSeq and is a predicted model, not a curated record. Lineage: Eukaryota; Metazoa; Arthropoda; Malacostraca; Decapoda; Penaeidae. Gene Ontology annotation, molecular function: acyltransferase activity. Gene Ontology annotation, biological process: lipid modification.
GGAAAGUGUAUCUCUGCCCGUCGCUCGUCCUCGCCUCCCGCAGCAAUGGCAUCGGGCGAGUCCCACUGGGAGGAGUUCUAUUUGGGAUCGCGCAAAUUACAGUUUGUGGCUGAUGGGCUGGGAAUGCCCAUUGAUCAGGCCUUGGAGGAUCUUGUAAUGCCUCUGUGGGCUUCUCUAAUGCCUUCUAAAACUAAGUCUUAAGGGAUGAUGUGCCUCACCUGUGCAUGGUCAACUUCGUGUUUGGCCAGCUGAUGGCCUUAAUGCUGGCCUACAUAUUUAGAGUGUAUCUCCACCCAUCUCAUGUGUCGGCAGCAACACGUCACUGGGGCUCUCUCCUCGCAGGGCUGGGCAUCUCCUACUUCUGUUUUGGAAAACAGGUGUUGCUUGCCUUGGCUCUAGUGGUUGGGUGUUACCUGUUGAUGCUUCUUCUCCCAAUAACACUGGUGCAUCAUGUGACCCUUGCGUCGUCUAUAACCUUCCUCUCUGUGAUGCACAUACAACGGCAGCUGUAUGAAGAUGGGGUCUUUGUUAUUGACGUGACAGGUCCCAUGAUGAUCAUGGUGCAGAAGGCAACAUCACUGGCAUACAGCUUGCAUGACGGAUUGUCAGGGCUGAAAGAUGAAGAACUCACCCAACUACAGAAGGAGAUGGUGGUCAGGAAGAAACCAACAGCUUUGGAGUAUUUUGGAUAUAUGCUCAACUUCCAUUCCAUCCUGGCUGGGCCCUACUUCAUGUUUGCUGACUACCAGGAUUUUGUUGAGGGGACCCACUAUGCCAAGAGAGCUCUCCAGACCGUUGUCCCUGCGAGCUCUCUGGACAGCAACAGGAACAAGAGUCCCUCAGAAAGCAAGCUCACUGACUCUAAACUCAACUCCAGGCCUGAGGAUGAACCUAAUCCCAUGCCAGUUGCCAUGUACAAGGCUCUGGUGUCAGCAUUCAAUGCCUUUGUUACUGUAUAUUUUCUGCCAAAAUUCCCCAUUUCCUUUAUUACAGAUCCCAAGUUCUUCCAGAUGAGCUUCCUCUCACAGACUUUUUACAUCCUGGCUGUGACCUCUCUCACACGUCAUGUCUACUACACGGGCUGGAUGUUGGGAGACAGUAUAUGCAACAUGUCUGGGAUGGGAUUCAACGGAUACAGUGCUGAUGGACAACCAAAAUGGAACCUCGUCUCCAAUGUGGAUAUUCUUGGGGUCGAGUUUGGUCUGAGUCUGCGUGACACUUUGGAAGCCUGGAACAGCGGAACCAUGAAGUGGCUGCGCUUCAUGGUGUAUGAGAGGGCACCUACUCAGAAGACGCUGUUCACUUAUAUGCUGUCCUCCAUCUGGCAUGGCUUCUAUCCAGGGUAUUACAUCACCUUCGUGAGUGGAGCCUUCUUCACCAUUGCUGCAAGAAAUGUGAGGAGAUCACUUCGGCCGUUCUUUAUGACAAGAGGACCUGUCAUAAAGAAGGUCUACGACAUCAUCACGUGUAUUACAACACGUUUGUGCCUAGCCUACUUUACAUUCCCCUUUAUCUUAUUGAGAUUUUGGGGCAGCAUUGCAGUCUACAGAGAAAUGCUCUUCUUCCAGUUCUGGCUGGGAGCCUUUGCCAUUAUUGUGUUGCCGAAAAUCCAGUCACGAAGCUCUUCCAAGAAUCCCAAAGAGCACCUCAAGUGUCAGUAAAUGGCAACAUUACACCACCAUUGUCGAUGCAAAGGAAUCCAUCAACAUAUUUGAAAUAAAAAAAAAACAAAUUAGAAGCCUUGUUGAAGACACACAGAUACCAAAAUAUAUGUUGCUGUAGUCUUAUUUAGUGUCUGUGUAGUAGAGUCAUUGGUUAGGUCUCUUCAUUUGCUCUCAUCAGUGUCUUGUCAGUGAUUAUGCUCUAAUUAUAAAGUCUCUUGUGAGAUUAUUGUUCAUUUUUGAAAUCAGAUUUUUCAUUGCUACAAAGCAUAUGAAAGAUGUUAACAAUGGAAUGGCUAUGAUUAGUUUAGCUUUUGUGCAGAUGAACAUGACAUUGUAAUUUUUUUUAUGUGAUUGGAUUUGUAUUGAAACUCUUUAGUUUUUUAUAGUUAUCCAGUUUUUAUAUUUGUUUUUGUUGGUGUAUUAUCAUGUGUUUUUCUGUCAUACUUUUGGCAGUUCAACAACUAUUCCUCAGUGUUUGUUCCAAGCUAAUGGUUAUAUUAAGGUCAGAAUGACGUUUUGCCAUAUUUUGGUAAUGGGUUUUAAGUUUACUAAGGCCAUUGAGUCUCACAUGGUCAUUAAUUAGUCUAUUAAAAGUAUGCUCUGCAUUUGUGUGCUUGCAUGCUUGUGGAUUUUAUUGUCUUUAAAGCUAAAUUAUUUUUUAUGCUGUAAGAUUUUGCUGUACUAUUUAGGGAGAUUUUGUUAAUUUUCAAGGGAACGAUGAUGUCCUCUUGGUGUUAGCAACAGAUCUCGUUUUUCCACUUUUUCUUUUGUCUUUCUUUUUAUGUUGACUGUAUUUCAGUGCUAAUGUAAAGGAAACCCAUGUUAUUUGAGGGGAGUGUAUGGGCCUUUCUUUCUUUCUUUUUCUUUUUUCUUUUUUUUAAGCAUAUAUGUAUAGGCAGCUUUCUUUUGAGUGAACAGUGUCAUUCUACAAAUCUCUCUUAAUUUGUCUUAACUUCUUUUUGUAAGUUAGAAGUUCCUUAGGCUAUCAAAUACUGUUUUUAGAGUAUAGAAAACAUUAUUUGAGAUUAUUUUUUUCCAGUAGGACUUUCAACCCGUUCACUUUUGAGGUAAGAAUUCAGUCAGGUUUAUGUGGCAUAGUUAGAUACAUUUUUUGGAUAUAAAUGUAAUAAGAAAAGUCAAUAUGCAAGAAGUAAGGUGAAUGAUGUAAUGUUAAUUCUGAUUUUUUUUUUAUUUUUUUUUUAUUAACAUAGAGGACUGUUAUGUAAUCAUGCAAUGGAUAGACUUGCUAACCUAAAAACUAGCAUGAUAUUUAAAAUAUAUUUUUUCUACUUCAUCUUUCCUUAUGGUAUGAAAUGUAAUUUGUGCAUUAUUUUUUAUUUAUUUAUUUAUUUUUUUUUUUUUUUUCUUCCUCCCCCCUUUAUUAGUCUUAGUCCAGUGUGAAAGCUAAUGUUGGUAGUGGAAGUAGCAUUGGUAAUGUGAACGCCAUUUGUUUUGUGAAGUUAGUAUUUGAUAUUUGUUUUGUGAAGACCACUCCUUUCUUAAUGCAAGACAAUGGCAAAAUGAAUUAAACUGAAAAUGACAGAGAAGUGUGAGGUUGUGAUUUGUUUUAUUGUUUGUUUGUCUAUGGUAUAGGAAAGUUGUAAAGUUGCAGAGUUGUAAAAAAAAAGAAAGAAAAGAAAAUAAGUGAGAGAGAAAAAAAAAAAAGGAAAAAAGCUAAUUUUACAUUCUGGAACUAUGAAAUAUUUUGAACUUUUCCUAACAAUCUGUUAUAAUGAAAAGACAUGCAGUUAUUUAUUUUGUUUUCAAGCACAAGGUGAAUUUUUAUUUAGCACAACACAUGUAGUUUGUGUAAAUCAGAGUAAUAAACUAGAGCCUUCAGACAUUUGACAUGAAGGUCAUUAUUGUUUGGGAUCUUAAAAAAAAUACAUAUGUGUGUAUAUUUUUUACUUUUUGAAAUGUAACAUUAAUGGUGCUAAUAUUCAUCAACGAACAAAUGUAGCUUAAAAUUAAUCAAUGAGGUUAGGUGUUUAUUUUUGCCCGUGUAAUAAUAGGUUUAUUAUGUAAAUAUCCAUGUUCAAAACCCCCCAUGAAACAUGGUUUGAAUCGUGUCCUAAAUUCUUAAAAAAAAAAAAAAAAAAAAAAAAAAGAUAAAUGUAUGAAUAAAUAAAAACAUAAUCAAAUAAAAUGUAGGACUUGUGUGGCCUGUAAUAUUAAAAGCCUUUGGCCAUGGGAUAGAACCUCUUGCGACCAUGGGGAACUGAGCAUGGGUUUGAUAACAGAGAAAUGAGUGGUGGGAAAGGGAGGAACCGUAAGGAAGCUUUAGAACUGUUUGUUAAGUAUAGUUGUAUAAAAUACCUGGGCUUGCUUGUUAAGGUGACAAUUUUGAAUCAAAUUUUUCUUGGUGCAAUGGGAGCAUCAAAGGGAAAUUUUGUGAAACAUGGAGUAAUUGAUUGAUUUUCUCUUCCUUUUUUACUUGAAAAUCAUUGCCUUUGCUAGUUAUUAGGAUUUAUAUAAGUUUUCAUACAUAUUAAAUCAAAAUUAUUUGUUAAUGGAUUAUAAUUUUCCUGCUAAAAUCUGAGCAGUACUUCAGCCAGGUCUCCUUGUUAUAGUUCUGAGAUAGAUUUGUGCUUUCAGAUGAAGGAAUAAAUAAAAUCUUAUAUUCUAUAUUUGGUUUAAUAUAUUAUAGGCUGACAAUCAAAUUUGUAACAAAUGUAACUGUCUUAUUAAGCUGUGAUUGUGUUGUAUGUUGAUAUCACAUUGCACUUUCUUGAAAAAAUCUUCAAAGCAGUAAAUGUGUUAAAGAGCUUUACCUAAUCCAACAUUAAUAUUGUAAACAUUUGUAUCCUGUAAUUGCUUCUUAUUACUUUUUUAUGCCUUUUCACUAUAUACACCAAUGUUUAACAAUAAUUGCCUUAGUUAUGGUGUGUGACUUGACAGUAGAAUCCUUUUGGAACUUAUCACUAAAAUGUUUAAUGUGAUUCCUUCCUACUAGUUUUUUUUUAUUUUUACUUUCCGUCUCAUUCAGAACCUCUUCCUUCUCUUCCCAUCUGUAUUGUAUCUUUUUCUUAUCUUUUCUUCUUGCUUCCCACUACCAGUUGUAGUAUUCAGAAAAUCAUUUAUUUUUUCAUAAUGUUAUUUGUUUUUUUUCUUUAGCUUAGGGCAGUAGCAUGUCCAAAACAAGAUUUUUUUUUCUUCAAAAAGCAAAAUGAAAUAAAAUAGGGAACACAGUUCUCAUCAUAAUCCCUAUGAAGAGAUUCUCUGCCUAUUGAACUGAAAAUAAAAUAAACCAAUGUAAAA